UAUCCUAUAAUCUACCCCCCUCCACCAGCAGCCAUCUUCCCUAUCCCUCUAGGGUCUAACAUAAAGAAUUCUUUAGGAAUAUUAUCUUUAGGCUUAAAGAGAAAACGUAUAGUUAUAGAUAAUAGCAGUAAUACAGGCCGCUCCUACACUAGGGUAUUAAGUACAUCUAACUUUAAUAAUAAUAUAAAGGCGCAGUAUUAUAAAGCAAGUCCCACGGAUAUCUACUAUAUUAUUAGCAGUAGAGAUAAUACUAUAAGUGACGGAUAUGUCCUACUAUAUAAACAUAUCAGGAUCACUAGAGACAUUAGAGAGUUAAAGGGGCUAGGAUUUCUUAGGAAAUUCGAGAUGAUCUAUAAUAAUUAUAAGAUGCGUAUAGUAAAGCAUUAA
Lachnellula hyalina is the source of this 387-nucleotide messenger RNA. RefSeq lists its product as uncharacterized. The transcript has 4 exons. The annotation marks the transcript as partial. Lineage: Eukaryota; Fungi; Ascomycota; Leotiomycetes; Helotiales; Lachnaceae. The record is from RefSeq and is a predicted model, not a curated record.